This is a messenger RNA of Salvelinus namaycush (lake trout), 6218 nucleotides long. Its product is annotated as plexin-B2-like. Gene Ontology annotation, cellular component: semaphorin receptor complex. Lineage: Eukaryota; Metazoa; Chordata; Actinopteri; Salmoniformes; Salmonidae. Bases 550 to 4410 code for a protein of 1286 amino acids. Gene Ontology annotation, biological process: semaphorin-plexin signaling pathway involved in axon guidance; positive regulation of axonogenesis; regulation of cell migration. The transcript has 26 exons. Gene Ontology annotation, molecular function: protein binding; semaphorin receptor activity. The record is from RefSeq and is a predicted model, not a curated record.
AAGAAGAGGGUGUAGGGCUCAGUUGUUUUUCUCCAGCUUCAACGAUAGUUUGCAGACUCUCUUCCCGUCUUGUGUGUAAACUGAUCCGUACAGGCUCUGUGUAUUUUCUUGGGAGAGAGAGAGGGGGAGGAGUGAGAGAAGAUACUCCAUCCCUAUUUUUCUUGGCUGCUGUACCGCGGGCGUUACAGUUCAACGUGCAGUUUCUUGCCAAGUCAUCAGGGCGGACUUAAACCAAAGGUGUGUUCGUCUUUGAAUCUGAAACGCAUCUGAAUUCAUUCUGUGUUUACGUUUUUUGGGCGUGAAGAAAAAUCUCGUCGUGGGGAAAGUGCCAAACUUCCAAACCGUGUCAUAUUUCCCGGGAUUUAGAGCGUCGUUGCUCGCUCGCUCCCUUCGGCAUCUCACAAUGUUUUCUCUCCCGGGGAAGAUCUGAACUUUUUACGGACGGUGACAACGUAGACAAUAGGACUUCGUUUGGGGUUUGGUUGUCAAAAGAGAGGAGACGAACCGAUUAGGACAGCGAGUUCGUGUUCAACUACCAAUUCCUGAGAGAUGGCGUGGCGGUGGGUCCUGGCUGCCAUCUUGGCGAUGUCGUCUCUCUCCCUCCUCGGCUCCGCCUACAACGAGUUCACCUCUGACACCCUCAUCAACAACGUAGUCCAGGACCCAAUCACCAGCCGGCUGUAUGUGGGCACGGUCAACGCCCUCUACCAACUGGACCAAUCCCUGCACCCCGAGGCACACACCAGAACAGGACCCGAAUUGGACAACCGCCAGUGUCCCCCGCCCGUGACUUCCUGCGAGGAAGCAGUGGAGACAGACAACCAUAACAAACUGCUCCUCAUCCAUCCAUCCAAAGACACCUUGAUAGUGUGUGGGAGUCUGUACAGAGGAAUCUGUUCUCUGAGGAACCUGUCUAAUGUAGAGCAGCUGCUGUACUUCAGCGAUAGUAACGGAGAGAAGUCGUACGUGGCCAGUGCUGAGGAGAGUGUGUCAGUAGUAGGGGUCAUGUCUUAUUACUUCAGCAAGGACAGGGAGAACUUCACCGUCUUCCUGGUGGCUAAGGGCUACGGCAGCCAUGACAGCACCAAGCUGAUCAGCACCCGUAUCCUCCAGGUCCAUCAUGACUGGGUGUUGUUCGACAGCAUCAUCGAGGCCUCGGCCGUCCAGUCCAACCCCUUCACACUGCGCUACCUCCAUGACUUCAGACACGUCUUCAAGGACGAGGGCUUUGUCUACUUCCUGUUCUCCAGAACCCUGGGUGCCCAGGAUUCAGGAACCAAGAACUUCACCUUUAUCUCCAGGAUGUGUGAGAACGACCACAACUACUACUCGUACACAGAGCUCCAGCUGAACUGCAGUGCGGGGAACAAGUACAACAAGGUCCAGGCAGCCUACGUGGCCCUCCCAGGAGAAGCCCUGGCCAGGAAUAUGAGCUCCUCUGGCCGGUACGGACCGGUUGGAGCCCAGGAUAAAGUUGUGUUUGUGGUGUUCAGCUCAGACGACGACAGCUCCAGCUCGGCAGUAUGUAUGUACCCACUGAGGGCCAUCAACCAGAGACUGGUGGAGAUCAUAGGAGCCUGCUACAGCACCAAGGGAAAAAUAAACAAGACGUCUGCCGUCUACUCCCCGUACUCCUCCAAGUCAGACGAGCUGUGUAAAAUUGAAAAUGAGAUGGGCAUGGUGACCAAUCAAAAGUGUGGUGCUGAGCUCCUGCCCUCCCCGCUGGCCAGCAGGGCAGAGUUCGCCCUGGCAACCGACCCCGUUUUCACCAAGAAGGGCCUGAUGACCGCUGUGGCCGUCGCUGUGGAAACGGAGCACGCCGUUGCCUUCCUGGGGACCACUUUAGGAGAGGUGUUGAAGCUGCACCUGUCGACCAGUCCAGAGGUGUACGGCCGCGCCCCUGGGGAGAACACCGGGGACAAGGUCAACAAGAACCUGCUGUUUGACACCAGCCUCACACACCUCUACAUCACCACAGAGAAGAAGAUCACCAAGGUGCCAGUGCAGGCGUGCCACCUGAAGACAGACUGCCAGUCCUGCGUGGCACAGAAAGACCCCUACUGUGGCUGGUGUGUGCUGCAGGGCAAGUGUACCAGGAAGGGAGACUGUCCCAGGGCUGAGGAUGACAACACGUGGCUGUGGAGCCCCAACCAGCAGUGUGUUCAGAUCCAGGCCUUUAACCCACCCAGCUUCAGCUGUAGGAAGACCAAGCAGGUUGAAAUCGACAUCCCCUCCCUCCCCAAGAUCGGCCCUUCUGACAUUAUCGAGUGCAGGUUUGGUUCGGACACUAGUGAAGCUGAGGUGAUGGACCAGAAGGUCACCUGUGCCCUCCCUGACCCUGUGAACAUCCCCUCUACACAUGACAAGCAGGACUUUGUGACGAUGCAGGUGAAGAUCCUGGUCAACCACGGCAUCGAGGUGACGUCCAGUGAAUACAAGUUCUACAACUGUGCUGCCACUGUCAGGAAGUCAGAGAACACGCCGUGUAUAGCAUGUGUGACCAGUGAGUGGCAGUGCCAGUGGAAUGCCCAGGACCACACCUGCAGUGACAUAGAUGAUGCUGUAGACGGAGCUCACAUCGUCAAAGCCCAACACGCUGAUAGCUGUCCUCAGUUUGAAAACCCAGACCCUCAUCUCAUCCCUGUAGGCUACCGCAUCCCCAUCAGCUUCCAAGGGAAGAACCUGGACAUUUACAAGGAUCACAUGUUUAAGAUUGGUACGGAGCUCAUGAAACACACGGAGGAAGAGUUCACCUUUAAUGAGGGGUUAAAGUUCAACUUCAAGGGUUAUGAGUUUGCCUACGACAAGGAGCAGGAGGUCAAUGUGUCCUUCCACAUCAAAGACAGAGACUCAGAGAAGAAGAUUGACAGCACUCUGACUGUGGUGCUGUAUAACUGUUCUCUGGGUCGUGAGGACUGCAGCCUGUGUAAGAACGCCGACCCCAAAUACAGCUGUGUGUGGUGUGCCAACAUGAGGUCCUGUGUGUACAGAGAAUUGUGCGGGUCCCAGGAACCAGCGCAGUGCCCCGACCCCAAGAUCACUGACAUCAUCCCUAGUUUUGGGCCUCUGAACGGUGGGAUAAUGGUGACCAUUAAAGGGUCUAACCUGGGCAUAAAGGAGGAGGACAUUAAGAAGGUGACGGUGGCUGGAGUGGACUGUGUUCACCAGGGGGACAGAUAUUCUGUCUCCACCAGUGUUGUGUGUGAGAUCGGUCCGGUCCGGCCUCCUGCUUCAGUGGACCUCCCAGGUCCCAUCAAGCAGGGGGUAGUGGAGGUGGAGGUGGAGGGGGGCAGGAGAGGACGUUCAGAGGUCCUCUUCACCUAUAGGGACCCCAUCCCUGAGACAGUUUCCCCCCUGAAGGGCCCUGCGGCUGGUGGAACAGUCAUCACUAUCUCUGGGAAACACCUGGAUACGGCAAACAAGGAUGAUGUCAUUGUCACCGUGGGCGGAACGCCCUGUAAAGUGUUGUCGUUUGGCAGUGAGAUCACCUGUGAGACAGGUGUAUACAAGGGACAAAAGGUUCCAUCGGAGCUCCUGAGAGUCUCAGUGAAGUAUGGGAAGAACACCACCAAGGACGUCCCUGACUCCUUCAACUUCCAGUACUCUGAGAACCCCAAACUCACGGACUACAGCCCCAAGACAAGCUUCGUAUGUGGAGGCAGGAGGAUCGUGUGUGUGGGCAGUGGUUUUGACCUCAUCCAGAGAGCCACCAUGAAGGUGCUGCCCUCUACUGAUGACGUCUCUCAGUCCCCUCCCAUUGAGUUCAUCCAGUCUGCCGUACAUAAGAACGACACAGUGCUGCUGUUUGACAGUCCAGCGGUGAACAGGUCCUCUGAGACCCAGUCCUUCAGGACCUUCCUCCAGCUAGACAACGUGGUAGAGGAACUGAAUUUCUUUGAGUACCACGCCGACCCGUUCUUCAAUGAACUGACCAAGAACAUCAUCACUGAAAUCAUCCUCGUCACGGGUCGUGGGUUCAGCAAGGCCAUGACAGCUGAAGAAGCCCAGGCGUUCGUAGGAGAUGCCUCCUGUAAGGUGACCAUCCUGCAGGAUGACAAGCUGUUCCUGGAAGCUCCGUCCACCCAGCCCAGAGCCCGCUCCAAACGCCAGCGCAGAGACACCAGCUCCGACCCUCUGGACCUAACGAUAAAGUUUGGUAAUGGCGAGUGGGUGGUGGGCUCAGUGAACUAUGAGAGGAAGUAUGAGGUUCCUUUGGCUAUCAUCAUCCCAGCUAUCAUCGUCCCUAUGCUACUCUUCCUAGCUGUGUCCGUCUACUGCUACAGGAGGAAGCGCCAGCGGGCAGAGAGAGAGUAUGAGAAAGUAAAAAUCAAGUUGGAGAAUCUGCAGGAGAGCGUGCGAGACCGCUGGAAGGUGGAACUCACAGUGUGUGAGCCUACAUGUCAGCCCUGACGAAGGAAGCGAACAUGCCGUCUUCGUUCUCCAGAAGGGUCUCUGGUUUGUCGAUCUCCAAGAUGUUCCCUCGCUUUAUCACGAUCACCAGGUCAGCUUCCAGGAUGGCGUGGACACGAUGCUGCAUGAAGAACACACACACAGACGCACGCACACAGACAUUACAUUUGAUUGUGUGUUGAAUUACACAAACAAAGAGGAAGGGAUGCAAUGCAGCUUUGAUUUGUAAUGUAGCCAGACAGACAGAGAUAAACUGUGCUGAGAAAAAAUAACAGAUACCUGAAACUAUUUUAAUGUUGUCUUAUCUCACAACCCCAAGAGUCAUCCUCCAAGAGCCAACUGCUAAGAUUAGAUGUAGUAGCCCUCUUUAACCCCGAGACAGAUUAGAUGUAGUACCCCUCUUUAACCCCCAGACAGAUUACAUGUAGUAUCCCUCCUUAACCCCCAGACAGAUUAGAUGUAGUAUUCCUCCUUAACCCCAGACAGAUUACAUGUAGUAUCUCUCUUUAACCCCCAGACAGAUUAGAUGUAGUAUCUCUCUUUAACCCCCAGACAGAUUAGAUGUAGUAUUCCUCCUUAACCCCGAGACAGAUUAGAUGUAGUAUCCCUCUUUAACCCCCAGACAGAUUAGAUGUAGUAUCCCUCUUUAACCCCCAGACAGAUUAGAUGUAGUAUCCCUCUUUAACCCCCAGACAGAUUAGAUGUAGUAUCCCUCUUUAACCCCCAGACAGAUUAGAUGUAGUAUCCCUCUUUAACCCCCAGACAGAUUAGAUGUAGUACCCCUCUUUAACCCCCAGACAGAUUAGAUGUAGUAUCCCUCUUUAACCCCCAGACAGAUUAGAUGUAGUAUCCCUCUCUUUAACCCCAAACAGAUUAGAUGUAGUAUUCCUCCUUAACACCCAGACAGAUUAGAUGUAGUAUCCCUCUUUAACCCCCAGACAGAUUAGAUGUAGUAUCCCUCUUUAACCCCCAGACAGAUUAGAUGUAGUAUUCCUCCUUAACCCCGAGACAGAUUAGAUGUAGUAUCCCUCCUUAACCCCCAGACAGAUUAGAUGUAGUAUCCCUCUUUAACCCCCAGACAGAUUAGAUGUAGUAUCUCUCUUUAACCCCAGACAGAUUAGAUGUAGUAUCCCUCUCCUUAACCCCAGACAGAUUAGAUGUAGUAUCUCUCUUUAACCCCAGACAGAUUAGAUGUAGUAUCCCUCUCCUUAACCCCAGACAGAUUAGAUGUAGUAUCCCUCUCUUUAACCCCAGACAGAUUAGAUGUAGUAUCCCUCCUUAACCCCAGACAGAUUAGAUGUAGUAUCCCUCUUAAACCCCCAGGCAGAUUAGAUGUAGUACCCCUCCUUAACCCCCAGACAGAUUAGAUUUAUUAUCCCUCUUUAACCCCAAACAGAUUAGAUGUAGUAUUCCUCCUUAACCCCCAGACAGAUUAGAUGUAUUAUCCCUCUUUAACCCCAAACAGAUUAGAUGUAGUAUUCCUCCUUAACACCCAGACAGAUUAGAUGUAGUAUCCCUCUUUAACCCCCAGACAGACUAGAUGUAGUAUUCCUCCUUAACCCCCAGACAGAUUAGAUGUAGUAUCCCUCUUUAACCCCCAGACAGAUUAGAUGUAGUAUCCCUCCUUAACCCCCAGACAGAUUAGAUGUAGUAUCCCUCUUUAACCCCCAGACAGAUUAGAUGUAGCAUCCCUCUUUAACCCCCAGACAGAUUAGAUGUAGCAUCCCUCUUUAACCCCCAGACAGAUUAGAUGUAGUAUCCCUCUUUAACCCCCAGACAGAUUAGAUGUAGCAUCCCUCUUUAACCCC